This is a messenger RNA of Condylura cristata (star-nosed mole), 1234 nucleotides long. It is a transcript of the gene RAB5B, whose product is annotated as RAB5B, member RAS oncogene family. The transcript is spliced from 7 exons. The coding region runs from base 453 to 1100 and encodes 215 amino acids. Gene Ontology annotation, molecular function: GTP binding; GTPase activity. The record is from RefSeq and is a predicted model, not a curated record. NCBI's taxonomy places the organism in Eukaryota, Metazoa, Chordata, Mammalia, Eulipotyphla, Talpidae.
GAGCUGCAGCUGUUUGUCUGUUCGACACAGGCUUGGGCCGGACGGGGGAGACGGAGCCCCAGCUUUCCCUGCUGGGCUGUUACUCUGCUCCUUUCACAGCUCACUUUGCCGGCUUCUGUCAAAACCAGAGGAGCAGGGAGCUGUACUCUGGGUUAGCCCUCACCUUAAAUACACACACGUGCCUGGUUGUGCGCUGAGUACCCUCGGAUACCUCCAAGCAGAUAGCCAGAACUGUUCGGGACAGGAAGGAAACAUUACGGUGAAGCAUUUUGUCUGGGAGAAUCACUGAUAGCUCUGCCUACAGUGAGGAAUCUGAGACCCCUGGCUCCUGGUUCCUGGUCUCUGCAUGGGGUCAGGACUGCUGAAGCUUAGACGCCCCCUCCCCCCCUCCCCCCUUUGCCGCUUUGUGGCACCCCCUCCCUGCACCCUUGUCCCACUCUGGUCAUCUAACCAUGACUAGCAGAAGUGCUGCCAGGCCCAAUGGGCAGCCCCAGGCCAGCAAAAUAUGCCAGUUCAAAUUGGUCCUGCUGGGGGAGUCCGCAGUGGGCAAGUCCAGCCUGGUGCUGCGCUUCGUCAAGGGGCAGUUCCACGAGUACCAGGAGAGCACCAUCGGAGCGGCCUUCCUCACCCAGUCUGUCUGUCUAGAUGACACAACGGUCAAGUUUGAGAUCUGGGACACGGCUGGGCAGGAGCGAUACCAUAGCUUGGCCCCCAUGUACUACAGAGGCGCCCAAGCCGCAAUCGUGGUUUAUGACAUUACUAAUCAGGAAACCUUCGCCCGAGCGAAGACAUGGGUAAAAGAGCUCCAGCGGCAGGCCAGUCCGAGCAUCGUCAUUGCCCUGGCGGGGAACAAGGCCGACCUGGCCAGCAAGCGCAUGGUGGAGUAUGAAGAGGCCCAGGCGUAUGCCGAUGACAACAGCUUAUUGUUCAUGGAGACCUCGGCCAAGACAGCUAUGAACGUCAACGACCUCUUCCUGGCAAUAGCUAAGAAGUUGCCAAAGAGUGAACCCCAAAAUCUGGGGGGUGCAGCAGGCCGAAGCCGGGGUGUGGAUCUCCAUGAGCAGUCCCAGCAGAACAAGAGCCAGUGUUGUAGCAACUGAGGGUGGCUGGCCUCAGCAAACGCGGAGCCAGCACGAGAGCCAAGAAAUGUCCUCCACCCCACCCUCAGCACACAGCCCCCCGGUAACAGCACAGAGCCCCGGCUCCCGAAGGCUGCCUCCUGACAGCUCUGUCA